AUGUCAAGUUUGGUUAUUCGCAUCUUGGAAUCGUACCCUGAUCUUGCUGACAAACAUGACGAAAACGGUAUGACUGCUUUGAAUUUGUUGGCCACAAUGCCAACUUCUUUCAAAAGCAAGUCAUCAUAUGUGUUGAAUGAUCUGAACAGGACAUCCUUCAUUCCUUUGCAGAUGCUUGAAGCUGUGGUCUACAAGUUUAUAAAAACAAGGAUUGACGAGAGAGUUUCGGAGUCACAAGUGGCUGGUAAUGUUGAGGAUCCACCAGCUGAUAACAAAGUUGGUAUCUCAAUGUUAGAAAUGCCAUCUUUCAUCAGAGUUAUCAUAGGUCACUGGUUUUUUGGAAAAAUUUAUGAUGCAAAGGAAAAGCAUGAAGUUGUGCUAAAGCUGGCACAUAAAUUGAUAGACAAAGAAGAUUGGAGUCAUUACAUUAAGUACGAAAGUAUAGAUACCGAAGUCAGCUCAUUUGGGAUUUCUUCAAGGAAGAAGAAUAAGGUACCCGACCCGCUCAUACAAGCAACAACAUUUGGCAUUUUUGAGUUGGUAAUAGCGAUCCUCCAAAAAUAUCCCCAGGCUGCAGACUCCUUCGACGAGAAUGGAAGGAAUAUAUUGCAUAUAUCGGUGGAGCAGAAACAUAGAUUUCUUUAUGAAUACUUGAUGAAUUCUUUAGCUUACAAAGAUAGGAUGUUGGCAGAUAUUGAUAACCGAGGGAACACCAUCUUGCACCUCGCAUCGUGUGUCCAAAAUCCUGCUACUUCUCAGCGUAGAAUCAUAGACGUUGCUAAUCAAUGGAGAGUCAAUUAUCAUGUCGGAACGAAGCAGGGAAGUAUCCCAUUGAUAAACCAGAUGAGUAGGGAUGUGCUUUGGUUCAAGCAAGUAAAGCAUGACACUUAUCCACACUUGACGCAUGUUCGAAACAUGGAUGGAAUGACAGCAGAGGAACUAUUUGAAGAAAAUUACUCAUCUGUUCGAGAAGAAGCACAGAAAGCAGCAAAGGAGGUGAGUGGUAACUUCAUAAUCGUCUCCAUCCUCAUCGCAACACUUAACUUCGCGGCACUUUUCACCGUCCCCGGUGGCUUCGAUCAGAAUACCGGGGACCCCAUGCUCCUCUCUAGUCAUCGACAGGAAAUGCAGUUCUUCAUGAUUUACGUAUGGUUAUCUGUGGUAUCCGCCUUGUUCUCCUUGGCAAACCUCCUGCUAAUCCAAGUAUCGCGGUUCAACACCAAUGAUUUUCUCAUUGCAGUUCCAACAAAAUUCAUAUUAUCCUCCCUCGCCAUUAUGUACUCCACGGGCUUGUCCGUCACCGCAUUUUACCAAGGCUAUAUACUUGAGGGCCACCCAGGAACCUCCGUAGCCACCUUUAUGAUGUUGUGCUUGUUCGUUGGGUGGUAUGUGUUGGCCCUCGUAAUGGUAGACACCACCGUCUCAAUUUUCGAUUACAUGUACUAUGCACUUUUCCAUUUGGUUGCUUAUAAAAGUCCGGACAUAUAG
Ilex paraguariensis (yerba mate) is the source of this 1488-nucleotide messenger RNA. The record is from the annotation of a GenBank genome assembly. Lineage: Eukaryota; Viridiplantae; Streptophyta; Magnoliopsida; Aquifoliales; Aquifoliaceae.